UUUUGCCUUUUUUCUCCUAUGAUACUAUAACUAUAUCUGCAGCCAAAGUAAUUUCAUGAGCUUCCUAUGGUAGUUUAGUGCUUCCCAUCUGACUUCUCACAAAGCCUUAUUCUGCACAAAGUUUUAGUUCUCUUCUGUUUAAGUCCUUUUCCCCUUGCCUUUGUUUUUGUUUGCUUACAUAAAAAAGACUUCCACUCAAAUACAAAAUUUUAGUCUCCCAUGGCUAUGGUUAAAGUGACUUCAGCACUAGAAUCCAACAUGCCAAACAACUUGAACACAAAAAGUGGCAACAAUCUUCUUGAUGCCUCAUUUUCUUCUUACUUAAAUGGUACUGAAGAUACCUUUGUACACAAUCUUGAGUCAAGUGGAAAUUUGAGCAAGAAAACAGAUGAUGGAGAAAUAGAUAUAUUUAGUGCAGAAAAAUACUUCAAUGAAGGGGUUGAUGAAGAAAAUCAAGAAAAUGUCACAAAUAGUGAACCACAAAACAAACACAGGAUUGAUAAGCCAGCUACUAAUAUAUCUUCUUUGAAACAAAAUACUAGGCCUAAAACUCCAAGUAUUCAUUCAGAAUCAAGCUGGAAUAGUAGAAGUGCAUUAUUGCAGAAUAUUUCAAGAAAUCAUCAGCAUCAGCCACAAGCAAAUACCAAUAACAAGUCCUACGGCAAGAAAUUCCUUGCCAGAAUUGGCUGCAAUUGUUAUUGUAAAGACAAGAAUUCUGUUAAGGUUGAUGAUCAAGUCGGCGAAAACAGUUUCAACAAGGGAAAAUAUCAUGGAAAAUCAAAACAAAACCCCAUCAAAACAAGAAGCUUAGCUCAAAGUUCUGAGUCCAGUACAACAGGAGCUAAUCAUCAAGAUUUACACUUCAAGAAAAUUGAUGAAUUGGGAUUUGGAAAGGUUCCGGUUUUCGAUCCUAUAGCUGGAAAUCCAGGUGUCAAGAUACAACUGCAAAAGGAAGAAGACAUCAAUAGAAAGUCCUUAGAAGUGUUUGGCUCUUCAAUAACAGAGAAAGAAAGAACCAAACUGAGUCUUGAGAAAAAGGUAAGUAUGUUAACUUGGGAUGCAAUUGCUACAAAACCUGAAGAAAUUGAUAUUAUCAAUAUAGGAGCAAGUUCAAAUGGAACAUAUGAAGAUGAUUAUGCAGAAAGUGAUGCAAGUUCAGAUUUGUUUGAAAUUGAAAGUUUUCCAAGUAAUAAUACAGCAAAUCCAAGUUUUGCUAGACAAGGUUCAGAUGGCAUGUCAUGUUAUGCUCCAAGUGAAGUUAGUAUUGAUUGGAGUGUUGUCACUGCUAGUGCUGCUGAUUUCUCUAUAAUGUCUGAUUCAGAAGAGACGAAAAUACCCUCAAUUAGAACCAAGUAUGGGAAAGAAACAGCAGGGAGAGAGAAAGCGAAACGUCGUUCGGGUAUUCUUUUGGGAUGUAAUAGUCAUAAGGCUGUUGGAGUUGUAGGAGAUGCAUAUAAAGGUAGUGAAAAAACAUCAAUGGAGAUGACUCAAAGGCAGUUAAAGAAUGAGUGUGUUGUGCCAAUGACAAGGUUUCAUGCUGAGAGUAAGCUGAGUAGAUUUGAUGGAGGAAAUAGGAAACAUGAAUUUACUACAAGAUCAUUCUCUAGUUCAUAUACUGAACGUCCUGCAGAUUUCUUGUAUAUUUAGAAGAGGAAAAGGUUUUGGUUUAAAAAUUCAGAAUUUCCACUAUUUCCCAAUGGUGUAUCUGGUAAAGUUGCUCCUAUGGACUAGGAGGUCACAUGUUUGAGCCAUAAAAACAGCCUCUUGUAGAGGGUAAGGCUACGAAGAAUAGACCCAGCGGGAGCUUAGUGCAUCGGGCUAGCCGCUUUUUAUCAAUGCAGUUUCAAUAAUAAAUUGAACUAGCCAUUUUUCUUAGUUCUUGCUCUUCUUCUAGUGUGUAAUCUGCGACACUCAGUUUAAGUGUAUGUUGUGAAUUAAGCUGUCUAAUGCCAUACGUACAUCGUUUGCUUCUGUACUUGUGUUUUUGGCUUAUUUCCAAAGCUAUGUAACUGAAUUAUGAUAUUGUUCUUUCUAA
Messenger RNA from Nicotiana tabacum (common tobacco), 2035 nucleotides. Its product is annotated as protein PHYTOCHROME KINASE SUBSTRATE 2-like. NCBI's taxonomy places the organism in Eukaryota, Viridiplantae, Streptophyta, Magnoliopsida, Solanales, Solanaceae. Gene Ontology annotation, biological process: phototropism. The record is from RefSeq and is a predicted model, not a curated record.